AUGGGGCUAUGUCCUGGAAUCACGGCAGGUGACAAAUUCAUUCAGAUCGGUGACUUCCGGAUUGCGCAGAGCGCUUGGGAAUAUCGGGUGAGUCCUACGGGCAAUUAUUGGGCCGAAGCAUUCUCCAUCUCCCACCGAUCCGGCCUCGUCUCCAAGGCGUUCUUCUCCGACGGCGGGUUGCAGACAAACCUCGGCGGAGAUGCAAGCCGUCGUCACAACACUUGGUGGCGGGAGGCAAAGGAGCUUUACCAUGCCAACGUCGGGAGUUUGAAGUUCGGAGAUCGCUUCAUUGAGAUCGGUAAUUUUCGGCUUGGCGCGGAUGCGGACGAAGGGCAAGGCUACGACUCCGUGAUCCUCACUCAUAGGCACUUCGAUGUCAUACAGUUCUGGAAUCACAACGGGGGUCUGGUGCCUGGAGCAGACGUCCACGCAAAGUCGCAUCAUCGAGGAAAGGCCAUCUGGGCUCGUCCCGUUGGACCUCCAAGGGGUGUGAGCUUUGGCGACCGCUUCGUGCAGAUUGGCAACUACCGGUUUGGCGACUUCGAUGGGCACCACUUCACCGUGGCCCACAAAGACGGCGUCAUCGCCGAGAUGUUUACCGGCUAUGACGGGCUCCAGCACAACGGGCCGAUUGCCAAGUGGACAACGUUUGGCCGGCCGAUGAAAGACUGCAAGGUGAUGCCACCGAGGCAUCGCGUCCCCUGA
This is a messenger RNA of Symbiodinium sp. CCMP2592, 705 nucleotides long. NCBI's taxonomy places the organism in Eukaryota, Dinophyceae, Suessiales, Symbiodiniaceae. The record is from the annotation of a GenBank genome assembly.